Rotaria sordida is the source of this 792-nucleotide messenger RNA. NCBI's taxonomy places the organism in Eukaryota, Metazoa, Rotifera, Eurotatoria, Philodinida, Philodinidae. The record is from the annotation of a GenBank genome assembly.
AUGCUCUAUCUGAAACACGAUCGAAUUUGUUUCUCGUAUUCGUACAAUAAUAAUACAAGACGAAUAUCAACAUCAUCAAAAAUACAUUCGUCCUAUAUUGAUGAAUCAAUUGGAAAUUUUUUUAUUUUAAACACAAUUGAAAAACCAGAAAAACAUAUUGAUACAAUGAUAAAUUAUUUAAUUGAAAAUGAAUUAAUACGUCGUAAACUUGUAGAAUUUAUCAAGAAUCUCUAUAAGACAUAUCAACAAAAAGGAGAAGAAGGUCUAAUAAGUUUACGACAAACCUUACCUUCACAAGCAGAUACUUUCAAAUGGGUUAUACCAUCAAUUGUCAAAGAAUCUGAAUCAUUAUUAUUAAAACAAGAAGAAGACGAUGAUGAACAACGAACAAAUAUCAAUAAUGCAUCCGUCAAUAUUCCAGAUGAAGCAAUUGAAAACAUGAAAAAAGAAUCAGAUUGUUUUCCAUUAAAACUUCAACCUAAUAAAGUAGAAGUGGAAGGACCAAAGCCACUUGUCUGUUUUCCAGUCAAACUAGGAACACCAGGAUUGAAUUCACCAUCGAAUAUAGUUUCACUCGAAAGAAAAUCACAACAAGACAAUGUUACAAAAGAAAAAAUUUUCACAUCAUCUCCGUCUGAAAACAAUAUAAUAUCUUCUUCUAAAUCGACAACAAUCACUACAGAUUCUAUGAAGAAGAAUGAAAAUGAUCAAGAUGAAAAGAAAAAUAAGAAUGCUCCACAAUACCUAAAAGUAAACAAUGAUAGUCAAUUUGAACAAAAGAAAAAAAACUGA